GUUCGCGUUUAGUCGUGACCGAACUUGACCAUCACGAGGUUCUCGUCGUCACCCAUGUUAUAUCGAAUGCCCCCACCUAACGUGGUCGAUACCGCGCGUACGCGUGAACACAACUUCGUCGGUCGCUGAUACCUAUAUACUCACUAUUAUUUUUUUUAUCUCCCCUUGCACAGAAUCGCGUGUCUUAUAUUAUAGUAGUUGACGCCAACAAUAAUUAAUUUCGCAGUGCCAUCGUAUUUCUGUAUAUUUAUGACGUACAAAACAUAGUUACCAGACUUGACGUGAUGUGAAACACCAAUAGAUAUUGUCUCUUCCAAUCGAUUCCUUCGCCGCCCCGAGACCGAGAUGAUGACACUGCGACGCCACCUGUCGUUGGCCCUAUGCCUCGCCCUGUUUUGCGUAGUACAAUGGACCUACGGUUCCAAGUUGAAGAAACAGCAGGAGACGACCAUGAUGAAGUUCAUCAAGUUACUGUUCUAUAGGCUGAUUUACGGCUUCGCCAAUAUGAUCGGGUUGGGUGACGCGGCCGAAGAAUUCGGCGACGGUAUGCUGGCCCCUGCGGAUUACCGACAAGAAGACGCGGAGGACGACUAUUACGACGACAAUAAGAACGACGAUUAUUACAGUAACUACGGAGAGUAUUGAUGCCGAGACCGAAACGAACCCUCCAACUACGCUUAUCACGUACACCUACCUGUUUUAUAAAAUACCAACAACUACACAAUAUUAUGAUAUUAUAUUAUCAUCUUAUGAUUUUUAGUGUCUAAUUGUGUUGUUGCUGAUUCAUAUAUAAGCCGUAUACCUAUGCAUUAAGUCCAUUAAGACACAUAACAAGUUAUGAAAAAAUAUGUUUUGUGUCUGAUAGUUUCCUCGUACACAUAUUUAUUUUUAUAAUAUUUAUUUAUUUGCGUGGAUUGAUGGGUUUAUACAUAGUAAAAAAUAAAACACAUAAACAAUAAGCAAAACUCCCUGUAAGCCUCUAUGGCCUCUAUAAAUUGGGAGAGUUGAGUUGAGUUAUUAAACUCAGGUAAACAAUUAUGUCAUAUAUUAUGUACCUAUGCCAGAAAGAAUAAAACAAAAACUAACAAUUAACAAACUAAUGAACCAAAAAAAAUUUUAAAAAUAUAAAUAUUUGCUCAAACAUUGUCAAAGUCUAGAUUAUAUUAUAAUAAAAAAAUUUAAAUUAAUUUAAACUCUUGAAGUUACAUCAAUUAAUGUUAAAUUUUUUACUUCCAUAUUUUGAGCCUACAAUCAAUAUACAUUGAGAUCCAAAAUUGUAUCCUGAAACAAUAUUAACAUACCAUGUUAGUAUUAUUUAAAAUAAUUUUUUUUUUUUACUGACAAAUUCAGACCUUUAUGAAAACGGUUUUACUAUUUUCUGAAAAAUUACGUUUUUGCAGUGGCUUUUGAAAGCGGAAUAUACAUCUCACUAUUAAAGGUACCUUGUAGGCUGUGGCCAUAGGCCGCGGAAAUCCAUUGAUAUUUCUGACGGGCUUAAUUAAUUUAAAAAAAAAACAAAUGACCUUGUACAAAUGAUAUGAUUAAAGGUGUCAAAACAAUUUUUUUUUUUUAUUUGUAUUUUUCUAUUUUUAAAUAGUUUUUAAGUGUUAUAUCCUGCCACGAUAUGGGUUUUCGUGUUUAUUAUUUAGAUAAAUUACAUUCUUGCUUAAUGCUUUAGAUAGUAUUGUAAUUUGUAAGUAAUGUUAAUUAUUGUAGUACAUAAUAUACCUUAUAAUAUUAUUAUAAGUAUAGGUACUUACCUAAGUAUUAAGUUAUAAUAUAUUAUAAGUUAGUAUACUUACUUAUAUAUUUUAUUAUCUUUAUGUAUAUACAUAUACAAGUGCAUAAUAUCUCGUCAAGUUAUCUAUACAGUCUUAGCAUCUCCAGAAUGUCAGAUUUGAUUGUUCACACAUAAUUGUUGACACAUAAGACAGGCAGUCCUUCUAUACUUUCUACACCACAGCAUCCCAAAGUCUACAGGUUUAAAGACGAAUUGCAUACUUGAAAUGAAUCUGCAGGUUUCGUAUUUCAUAUUUUGAUUUGAUAUAUUUUAUCGACUGCAGUUAUUCACUGUAAUUGCAUAAUAUGCGCAUGCGUACUUAUCCAUACUACGCGUUUGUUUUGUAACAAGCCGUUUGCAGAAAUUUGACUUUUGAGGGAUGUUUAAAAAAAUGUAUUUAAACAUUUAGACAUAUUGACUGAUAUAUACAGCUCCUGUCCAUCAUUUUGCUUCCUAGGUACACUAUAAUGUUAUAAACUUACAAUAAUAUGUAUGUAUUUUUAAUUAUAAUAAUACCUAUGUAAUAAUAUAUAUUGUACCAUAUACCUAAUUUAUUUUUUGUAAUAAUGACAUUUUAAUAUUAUAAAAAUAAAGUUAUAUUCAGACAGACGUCUGCUGCAGACA
This is a messenger RNA of Metopolophium dirhodum (rose-grain aphid), 2404 nucleotides long. RefSeq lists its product as uncharacterized. The record is from RefSeq and is a predicted model, not a curated record. The transcript is spliced from 3 exons. Bases 346 to 645 code for a protein of 99 amino acids. NCBI's taxonomy places the organism in Eukaryota, Metazoa, Arthropoda, Insecta, Hemiptera, Aphididae.